AUGUUCACCAAGUCACUUUUUCUGUUCGUGAGCUUCUUGGCUGUCACCCACGCCCGCUUCGGCCAGGAAAAUUCCGUCCAGAACAUCAUAUCCGCCAUCGGAGGCAACAACGGUGGCGCAGCAACACUCGCCGGCCAGUCCAUCGGUACCCUCCUCGCUGGUGCGAACGCCUGCGCUAAGCUGUCACUCGCGGAUCAAGUCGCAGCCCUCGACGGUGCUGGCGCCCUCGAUGCCGCAAAAGCACUUGUACAGGCGGAGAAGAACUUCAACCCAUUCGCCGUCACCAUCCCAAGUUUCUGUAGCGAUCCAAGUCUACCGGCGACGGAGGCGCUGAGGGGUAUUCUGCCACUAGUAGAUCCAGAUCUUGACGGUGCGGCAGCCCAGAAUGCUGCGAGUGCGGCAAGCCUGAAUUCACCCGUUGAUGCGGCGGGGUUGAGUAUUGCGGACAUCGUACAGGCGCAGGGGAGCAUCACUGAUUUCACCGCGCAGGCGGCGGAUGGCACGGCGGCUGCGGUGGGAGGCGGGGGUGCUGCUGCGGGUGCUGCGACGGGUGCGGGUGAUGCUGCUACUGGCGGUAAUGCGAAUAAUAAUGCGGGGAAUGGCAAUGGCAACGCUGCCAAUAACGCGAACGAUAAUACCGGGAACGGAAAUGAUAACGCCGCCGACAAUACCGCAAAUACUGGCAAUGGAAAUAAUGCCAAUAACAAUAAUGGGAACAACGCCAACAAUGGCAAUAACGCGGGUGCUGCGACGGGUGCAGGUGAUGCUGCUGCUGCGACUGAUAACGCUGCCGACACUGGCGCAAAUAACGGUAACGGAAAUGCCAACAAUAACGGAAACAACGCCAACAACAAUAACGGAAACAACGCCAACAACAAUAACGGAAACAAUGCCAACAACAAUAAUGGGAACAACGCGAACAAUGGCAAUAAUAAUGCAGCCAACGAUGCCACCGCCGCUACUGGCGCUGAUACGUCUACCAAUCUCCAAACCUUCACGUCCGCCAUCGGCGCCGCCGCAGACCCCAUAACCUUCUCCGGCGAUGCCGACCGCCCAUUCGAUGUUGCUGGGUCAACAUUUGUAAAUUUUGCCGCUGCGGCAGCACGCUCUUGUGAUCGCCAGUUCAACGCAUGUGCCAAUGGUGCUAACAGCGGUGAUGGAGCUGCCGUGGCGGAUUGUACGGCGCAGAAGGAUGCGUGUACUGCUGCGCAGGCGGAUGCGACGGUGACGAGUUUUGCCGCGAGAUUGAUGAGGGAGAAGAGGCGGGAGAGGAGUAGGAGGGAGGCUGGGAGUGCGAAAUGA
This is a messenger RNA of Morchella sextelata, 1302 nucleotides long. RefSeq lists its product as uncharacterized. The transcript is spliced from 5 exons. Bases 1 to 1302 code for a protein of 433 amino acids. Lineage: Eukaryota; Fungi; Ascomycota; Pezizomycetes; Pezizales; Morchellaceae. The record is from RefSeq and is a predicted model, not a curated record.